Gasterosteus aculeatus aculeatus (three-spined stickleback) is the source of this 6410-nucleotide messenger RNA. The record is from RefSeq and is a predicted model, not a curated record. Lineage: Eukaryota; Metazoa; Chordata; Actinopteri; Perciformes; Gasterosteidae.
AUGUCGCACAAGCGAUCAGGCAAAACUGUGCGUCACGGCUUUCCUUACCAGCCGACUGCUUUGGCCUUUGACCCUGUGCAGAAGAUCCUGGCCGUGGGCUCCAGAACAGGCGGCAUACGGAUACUGGGACGACCCGGUGUGGACUGCUACUGUCAGCACGAGAGCGGGGCAGCAGUUCUUCAGCUACAGUUUCUCAUCAAUGAGGGAGCGCUGGUCACAGCCUGUGCGGAUGACACACUUCACUUGUGGAAUCUCCGUCAGAGGCGACCGGCUGUCCUCCAUUCGCUAAAGUUCAACAGAGAGAGGAUCACGUUUUGCCACCUUCCCUUCAUGAGUAAAUGGCUGUAUGUGGGGACAGAGCGUGGAAACACGCACAUCGUUAACAUCGAGUCCUUCGUGUUGUCCGGAUACGUCAUUAUGUGGAACAAGGCCAUAGAACUAGCAACUAAAACCCAUCCAGGACCCGUAGUUCAUUUGAGCGACAGCCCAAAGGACGAAGGCAAGCUGCUCAUAGGGUUUGAAAGCGGGACGAUCGUACAGUGGGACCUCCGGGGCAAGAAAGCCGACUUCAGAAUCUACUAUGACGAGGCCAUCCAUUCAGUCGGCUGGCAUCAUGAAGGGAAGCAGUUCAUGUGCAGUCACUCAGACGGCAGCCUGUCCAUGUGGAACCUCAGAAACACCACCAAGCCGUUCCAGGUCACCUUCCCUCAUGGAAAGAUACAGAAGGACGGGAGAAAGGAGUCGUGUAAACCGAUCCUCAAAGUGGAGUACAAGACCUCGAGGAACAGCGAGCCUUUUGUUAUCUUCUCUGGCGGCCUUUCGUACGACAAGGCAGGGCGCCGGCCCACGUUGACCAUCAUGCAUGGCAAGGCCAUCACUGUGCUGGAGAUGGACUAUCCUAUUGUCGAGUUCAUGGCACUCUGCGAGACUCCAUACAACAACGAGGUCCAAGAGCCUUACGCGGUGGUGGUGCUUUUGGAGAAGGACUUGAUUGUGGUGGAUCUGACCCAGAGCAACUUCCCUGUCUUUGAGAAUCCUUACCCCAUGGACAUCCAUGAGUCUCCAGUUACCUGCACAGCCUAUUUUGCAGACUGUCCGCCCGACAUUAUCCCCAUCCUCUACUCGAUAGGGGCUAAACACAAGAAGACCGGCUACAGCCACAAGGAGUGGCCAGUCGCUGGAGGAACGUGGACGUUAGGCUCCAACACCUACCCAGAGAUCAUCGUCACGGGACAUGCUGACGGAUCAAUUAAGUUUUGGGACGCAUCCGCAAUCACGCUACAGAUGUUGUACAAGCUGAAGACCUCCAAAGCCUUUGAGAAGCCGAAGCCAGCUGAGGGCCGGGCGGCCGAGAUGGUGGAAGAAGACCCCUUCGCUGUUCAAAUGGUCAGCUGGUGCCCCCACAGCCGCAUCUUCUGUGUGGUUGGCAUCUCGGCCCACAUCAUCCUGUACCGCUUCAGCAAGUACGAGGCCAACACUCAGAUAGUGUCACUGGAGGUCCGCCUACAAUGUGAGUCGGAGGACAUCAUCACUCCGUCUGAGAAUGAAAACAAUCCCUGCUUCUCCGAGUCCGGCUCCCACUCACCUCAGGCCCACCACCAACACCCGGCCAGCCCCGGCGGCGGCACGCCCGAGGGCAACAAAGACAGCAUCCCGUGCAUUAAGGUAAAGGACCGGAUGGUUCGGGUCCCUCCGGGGUACCAGGCAGAGCUGGUCAUCCAGCUGCUGUGGUUAGAUGGAGAACCACCACAACAGAUAACCAGCCUGGACAUCAACUCUGCCUAUGGCCUCUUGGCGUUCGGGAACUGUAACGGCCUAGCCGUGGUGGACUACUUGCAGAAAACCAUCCUGUUGUGUGUGUCGACACUGGAUCUGUACGGAGCUGCCGAUCCGUACCAACGCCUUACCCGCUCGCCGCGCAGGAACAGACAGUCCACCUCAGAGUUUUGCAUGCGCGGCCUGUCUAACUUUUAUUCAGAUUCAAAGAAAAGGAUCCGUACAUCCUAUCAGAGCCUUACCGAACUCUCUGACAACCAGCAGUCCGUUGACAUGGAGAGAAGCAAGUCACCCACCUCCGUUCAUUACCCAACCUCCCUUCACAAUGAGCCGCGCGUCCACCCAGAGCCCGUGGCCAGUCUGAGAGCCAGCCACUGCAGUCCAGUCUUUUACUUGCUGGACAAUGUAAAGGGACCCGGCAGAAAGUUAAGUCUGCCAACAGAUCUUAAGACUGAUCUUGAUCAUGUCAAUGGACAUUGCACUAGCCCCACCUCCCAGCCCAAGCCUCGCGUCCCGAUGGGCCCCGAGGGGCCACGGCUUACCCGCAGAGGCCCUGGCCGACCGCCCUUCCGCAAGGCCCAGUCCGCUGCUUGCAUGGAGAUCUCAUUGCCUGUGUCCCACACUGAAGGCUAUGCAUCCAGGAGGGCAAUGCUUCAGCAGUUUCACGGAGUCACUAUGUACUCCCACGACGAGCACCCCACCAGCGCCCCCUACUGCUGGAGUGAGAGAGAGAGCCGUGAAAACUCCUUCAGUCGCUCGCGCAGCUCCAGUGUUUGCAGCAUCGACCGGGACACCAAAGAGGCCAUCACCACCCUGCAGUUCGGAGAGUCCUACGGGCGCAAGAGUGACGCAAUGCCCACCCCGUGUCUAUGGGUGGGUACCAGCUUAGGCAUGGUCCUUCUCAUUCCCUUGUCCAUUCCUGCCGACCAGGAGGAAAGGAUGGAGGAGCCCGUGACAAUCGGACCCAGCGGCACGGUCCUGAUGCUGAAGGGCUCGGUGUUGCGCUUCAGCUUCCUGGACUGCAUGGGAGCGCUCAUCCAGAGCCCCCACGAGGUUUGGCGCGACGCCAACGCCUCCGAGGACCCCGACCGGCCGCGGAGGCGUAAGCUGGUCAACUUUUCGCCAUCGUCCUCCCAGGACAACUGCGGGGAGGGGCACCUGGCCGUGGUGUGCUCCGAGAAGCAGGCCAAAGUCGUGCUGAUGCCCUCGCAGUCCUGCCUCUUCGUCCACAACAUCACCGAGUCGUCCUUCGUACUGCGGGCCGACGUGGUGUCUGUGUGCGGCAGCGUGUGCCUGGCCUGCUUCUGCGCAAACGGACACGUCAUGACCCUCAGUUUGCCCAGUCUGAGACCGCUGAUGGAUGUGAAUUACCUGCCUCUGACGGACAUGCGCAUCGCUAGAACCUUUUGCUUCACCAACGGGGGGCAGGCACUAUAUCUCAGCUCCCCGACAGAGAUCCAGAGAAUUACAUACAGCCAGGAGAUGUGUGACAACCUGCAGGAGAUGCUGGGGGAGCUGUUCACACCGAUAGAAACACCGGAAGCGCAGAACAGAGGCUUCCUAAAGGGCUUCUUUGGAGGGAAUUCUCAUAACUUCGACAGAGAGGAGCUUUUUGGUGAGGCGUCGGCUGGGAAGGCUUCUCGCAGCCUGGCCCAGCACAUCCCCGGGCAGGCGGGGAUGGAGGGCAUGAAGGUGGCAGCUAGCGGGGUCAUGGGAGAUCUGGCGAGGGCCCGCGUCGCUCUCGACGAGAGGGGCCAAAGGCUCGGGGAGCUGGAGGACCGAACCGCGCUGAUGAUGACCAGCGCGGAGACCUUCUCCAAACACGCCCACGAGCUGAUGCUGAAGUGCAAAGACAAGAAGUGGUACCAGUUGUAAUAGCAAAGGAACGGCUGAGGCUGCAUUUCGGACUGCGGGGAGCUUGUGCCGCAACAGGACUUUCACUCUAUUAAUGAGAGCUUUUGAAGAAGAGGGACUCAAGAGGCACUUUGUCUUUACGGCUUCUGGACACGCUUACGGCACUGUCUCAUUGUUGGAGGAAGAGGACGUAUUAGUUCCUUGUCUAGACAGGAAUGGAUGAGGACAGAAAGAUGAGAGGCAAAUGGCGUGUGGGUGGGUGUGUGUGCGUGUGUGUAUGUGGUUGGGUUUUCUAGACCUCAGUGUGUAGAUACCAUAAAUUUAAGGAAACCACCAAGAAAUGCAUGAAACAAAAAUGGAUGACUAUUAAAAAGAUCCAACUGCCAUAUUAAAAAGCAGCAUGCUACUUUAACAGAAGAUACAGAAAUAAAACGUUAAAACGUUUUCUUUAAUAAUGUAAGCCAACAACAGAAACUAUGAAAAACGUUAUAUUUUUUGAAAUAUUGACAAAGAAAUAUAUAUAAAAAGGGAACCUUAUACCUGCAUCGCUAUUACGCCAAAACUCGUAUUCCUUUCCCUUUUUUCAAUUUUUUAUUUUCGGUUCAUUUGUGUUUUAUUCUAAGUUUCAGCAAAUAUGAAACGCCACAAUAUCGAUACACAUAGUUAGCUUUCUCUUCACACUUAUGCUAAUGCUGAAACGUUAUUCUUACCAAUUGCUCUGGGCUGCACGGUGCAAACACAAAUCAGUAGUAUGUAAUCGUUUUAUUCACAGUCUAAUCACAGUAAUUUCACUUUUCGGUGGCUGCUGCUUACAAAAGCAUUAAAUGACGAGGAAUAUAUAACUUCCCAGCUACAGUUGAAUGGAACCAUGAACCGAUUGUUGUGAGACGUAUUCAAAGGCUGAAAGAGUUAAAAGCACUCUGGACCCAGUGUGUUCACAGCUGUAGUACCAACCGAUGUACUAUUCACGUGCCAUACAAGACAAGAUGAGUGAAUCCACUGACGUGUUGUCGUCGUCAUUUUGUUUGAUCCGAACAGAUGACGCCGUACUUGAGGAGUUCAAGGGCAUUUACAAAAGUUAAAAAAAGUCCAUUUUCUUUGUGGGGGGAAAAAAGAAAUAUGACUGUGUUAUUAUUUAUUUAUUUUUGUCGGGUGUUGCUGGUUCACCGUUUCCGUCGUCGGCUGCCUUUGUUAGAUCUGAGUUCAGUGAGCCAUAGUGUGUGUGUGUGUGUGCGUGUAUGUGUGUGUGUGUCAGAGAGAGCACAAGAGACAGCGAGGGCCACGAGUGUGAAGCAGCUGAACUCUCUCUCUCUCUCUCUCUGCCAAAAGAAUCAGACGUGAUUGACAACCUCCCAUUUCUCUCCACCUCAGACUUGUAGAAGUUGCGGUUUGACGACUUUUCAGGGUUAAACUUGAGCGGUCCUCUUUUCAUGAUCACAAACAAUGAUUUUAAUGAUUGUCAACGUCUUUGUUAGGGGAGUAUUAAGAGGAAUUGGAGUCACAACCACUUAAUCGCUGCUUACUCCCUAGUGAGUUGUUUACCAGUAAACGGGUCCAGAGAAGUAACAGUAUUUAUUUCAGUGACGUUCAGAUGUGAGUCAGUAGUUAUGUUGUUUUCAUUUUUAUUGAUUUUUUUUUUUGUUCAAUAUUGUUCUUGACGACUGUGCUAUCCGCUUGUCACAGUCCUAUAUUUGAUGGUGAUGGCCUCUCAACAGAAGGCUGUUGUAUGUUAAAAACAACAAAUGUUUCACGACACAUGGUCGUGUAUCAUAUUGUGAUUGUGUUGUACAUGUCAAUGGGUAGCCACAUGACACAGGCAAUCGACAUUAACUGAAGAGGAUAUUUCGUACUUGUGUAUCUGUCUGUAUUUUGAAUCGAUCCGAAAAACCAAGCAGGAUUAUUGAUAUUCAUUUCUGACACAUCCGGCCUUUAUGCAGAAAAGCAUUAAGUUGUUGCUCCGUGAUCACAUCGAAACCACUCCCACAUAAAAUAUGCACAGUGACUCCUACGCACAGAACCUAAAAAAAUAAAACAAAUUAAUCCAUCUGCAUUACUAGUAGUUUCUGCCUGCUUCCUGUCAGGCUGCCGAGGGAUUCCUUCGGCUUGGCCUUUAAACCCAUUUGUUUUCACCAGACCCAGUCACCUGAAAUCCUAAAGACGUGUCACGCGUCUUUCAGUAUUACACAUGGUUUGAUUCAACGAGGUGUCUUAAACAUGUAAAAAAAGAAAAGAAAGAAAUGUAAUUCUUGUACAGAAUACAUGUAAUGUAUCUCUGUACCGUCAAUGAGAUGUGUGUUCAGUGCAGUUCUUUCAAUGGCAGAGAAAAAAACUAUUAAAAAAAAUCAAAAGAACGUUUAAAAAAUUGGACUUCUACUGACAGGGUGUUUUGUUAGUAUGUUUUGGGUUUUUAUAUUAACUGUACAGCUCAAUCUUGGCAGAACGGUGAAACAAAACACAAAAAAAAUACAAAAGAUAAAGACAUUCUUGGAAUAUUUUCUCUGUAUAUGUUGUACCUGUUACUGCUGGUACUGUAUCUGGUUUUCUGGCUCCAUCUAAAUCACUGGAACUCUGUAGUUCUUCACGCUGUAGUAUCCUGAAAAGGCAUUUCUCUGGUUUUCUCAAUGAUGGCAGCAAAGUUUGUCUUAUUUAAAUGGAUUCUACCACUUUUUGUUCUUAUUGAUAUUAUACUAGUGUAAUAGAAAUUACCUAAUAAAAAAGAACUGAACAUAUGUUGAUGCUAAAACAAACUGAAAUAAACAUUGAUUGAUGUACACAGUUGA